UGCCCCGCCCCAGCUGGGCUUUUCUCUCCUUUCCUGUUCAGACGGUUCUAAUUUCGCGGGCUGUCCCUGCGUCUGCCUCCCUUUCCCGAGACCCCGGAGCUGAGGCCCGAAACCAGGGCGCAGAGCGGCACGGCUCCCUGGCCCGGGGUAUGGCGGCCCCCGAGGCGGCGCCUGCUCAGGCAGAGGGCGCGGAGCCGGCGCCCUGGGCGCUGCUGGAGGCCCCCUCCCGCCUCCUAUUGCAGGCGCUGCAGGCGGGGCCCGACGGGGCGCGGCGCGGUCUGGGGGUGCUGCGGACGCUGGGCGGCCGCGGCAGGGACCCCUUCUGCUGGGGCGGCUUGCUCGAGGCGCUCUGCCGGGAGGAGCCCGUCGUGGAGGGCCCGGACUGUCGCCUGGAGCUGAAACCACUGCUGCUGCGAUUGCCCCCCUUAUGCCGGAGGAACCUCAUGUCCUUGCUGAUGGCAGUUUGGCCUUCGCUGCCCAAACACAGUCUCCUCUCUGUGCUGCAGACUGCAGGGCAGGAUCCGAGCCCUGACCCUGAUCCCUGGCUCCAGGUCCUCAGGGAAUUUCUACGAAGGGACCUGGGCGUUGGAGCCUCCUUGGAGGGAGCGUCCCCACUGUCUAAAAGGUGCCAGAAGCAACUCCGAGGUCUGUGUAGGCAGCUGGGCCAAGGGGGCAGGAAGGUGAAGUUGCUCCGAGCUUCAGAUCCCGAAGAGGAAGAGAAGGAGGAGGCCAAGGACUCCCAGUGGCCUGGAAAACGCAGAAAGGAGCCGGAGGAGGAGCCUGCCCAUCCUGAGGGGGAGAGGGCCCCCAAAAGGUUCCGGUGUUCGGAGGAGGAAGAAGGUCAUGAGGAAAAGAGAUCUGAGCAGGGAUCUUUGGACUCCCUGGCCGAUGGAGGAGGUGCGCUGCCCAUGAAGCACCAGCCUGUGGUGGGGGCUGAGCCCCCUGAGGCUGCUCAGAGUCCAGAGGGAGCUGAAGGCUUGCCUGGGAGUCUGGAGUUGCCCAGAGCUGUCCAGGACCAGGUUCCCAGGCUGCAGCAGCUGCUCAAGACCCUUGGGAAGGGGUUGGAGGGGUUGGAAGGUGUUCCACCCGUUGAGCUGCAGCUUCUCCAUGAAUGCAGCCCCAGCCAGGUGGACCUGCUGUGCGCCCGGCUGCAGCUCCCGCAGCUCUCAGACACAGGUCUCCUGCAGCUCUGCACCUGGCUGCUGGCCCUGUCCCCAGAUCUCAGCCUCGGCAGUGCUACUGUGCUGACCCGGAGCCUCUUCCUCGGACGCAUUCUCUCCCUGACUUCCUCAGCCUCCCGCCUGCUCAUAACUGCCCUGACCUCCUUCUGUGCCAAGUAUAGUUAUGCCGUCUGCACAGCCCUCCUUGGCCCUGUGCUUCAAGCCCCCAAAACAGGUCCAGCUCAAAGAGAGUUACUGUGUUGCCUUAUGAAGGACAAGGCCCUGGAGCCAGACAUGCAGGUUCUAAUGCUGGGACGGCUCCUGGAGCUGCCCUGGAAGGAGGAGACUUUCCUGGUGCUGCAGUCACUCUUGGAGCGGCAGGUGGAGAUACCCUCUGAGAAGUUUAGAGUGUUGAUGGAGAAGCUCUGUAAAGAGGGGCCAGCAGCCACCACGUCCAUCGCCUAUGCCAAGCUCACGCUGACGGUGUUGACCAAGUACCAGGCCCACAUCACUGAGCCCCAGAGGCUAGGCCUGGCCGCAGCCCUAGAGCUCAACACCACUUUCCUGAGGAAGUCCCUGCUGGCCGCCCUGAGGCAUCUGGCCCCCUGACGGUCCACCAGAGACCACCCUCCUGGGGCUCCUGAAGGACACUUCUGCCCUCAGCACCUCAUCCUGACCCCUUGCCUGGCCAGCCCAGGGAUCAGCUGCCUCCCUGCUCCCGGCUGCAGAGCGGCUGCCUGGGUCUCCCAGCCAACAGGACGGGGCUGGGGCUGGCUGAGCUGUAUUACCAAGGGCUGCCGACCCUGGGCUCCCUCCCCAUCACUUCUACCUCAGGCUGUGGGACAGAAACUUUUAAGACAGGCCUCAAUAGGGAAGUUCCCUUGUGGCGCAUGGGGUUAAGGAUCCAGUGCUGCUGCAGCUGUAGCACAGGCUGUAACUGUGGCGCAGGUUCAGUCCCUGGCUCAGGAACUUCCGCAUGCUGCAGGCAUGGCCAAAAGGGGGGGCAGGCAUAGGCCUUAGGUCUCAGUAGGGUCAAAGCAGACCCAGAGUGGAUGGAUGAUGCACCAGGAGCCCUGGGGGACCUGUGUGCUCAGCACAAAUCUCUUGUGCCCAAGUGUAUGUUAUGAUCCUCUGUGUUCUUGUUUCUGACUUGAAAAGUAAUUUAUCAGUGGUAUUUAAUAAAAAGCAGGAAGUUCAA
Phacochoerus africanus (Common warthog) is the source of this 2358-nucleotide messenger RNA. It is a transcript of the gene FANCE, whose product is annotated as FA complementation group E. The record is from RefSeq and is a predicted model, not a curated record. Bases 150 to 1769 code for a protein of 539 amino acids. Gene Ontology annotation, cellular component: Fanconi anaemia nuclear complex. NCBI's taxonomy places the organism in Eukaryota, Metazoa, Chordata, Mammalia, Artiodactyla, Suidae. Gene Ontology annotation, biological process: interstrand cross-link repair. The transcript has 10 exons.